Prosopis cineraria is the source of this 822-nucleotide messenger RNA. RefSeq names its product calcium-dependent protein kinase 17-like. The coding region runs from base 1 to 822 and encodes 273 amino acids. NCBI's taxonomy places the organism in Eukaryota, Viridiplantae, Streptophyta, Magnoliopsida, Fabales, Fabaceae. The record is from RefSeq and is a predicted model, not a curated record. Gene Ontology annotation, molecular function: ATP binding; calcium/calmodulin-dependent protein kinase activity; calcium ion binding. Gene Ontology annotation, biological process: intracellular signal transduction; protein autophosphorylation; peptidyl-serine phosphorylation. The transcript is spliced from 4 exons. Gene Ontology annotation, cellular component: nucleus; cytoplasm.
AUGAAAGUUCUAACGACCACAUAUAGCCUAAAAGUAAAGGAGCUAGGGCCAUUCGGGGUGACACAUUUAAUUACGCACAAAACAACAUUGGAGCAAUUUGCAUGCAAGACCAUAGUCAAGAGAAAGCUUGUGAACGACGGGGAUAUAGAAGAUAUAUGUAGGGAGGUUCAGAUCAUGCACCAUUUGGCUAGCCAGCCUAAUAUUGUGGAGCUCAAAAGUGUAUAUAAGUACAAGCAUGUGAUUCAUCUUGUCAUGGAGCUCUGCACCGGUAGCGAGCUCUUCUACCGGAUCACAGCCAAGCAGUAUUACUUCGAGCGAGCUGCCGCAUUGUUGUUAAGGACUAUAGUUCAGAUCGUCCAUACUUGCCAUUCCAUAGGUGUCAUACAUAGAGAUGUUAAGCUUGAGAAUUUCCUCUUUCUUAAUAAGGACAAGAAUUCUCCUCUUAAACUCAUCGAUUUCGAUUUAUCCUUUUUUACAAGCAAGGCUGACGCUGAUGGCAAUGGAACCAUAGAUUAUAAGGAGUUUAUCACAGCAACAUUGAAUUUGAAUCGAAUCGACAAAGAAGAACAUCUUUAUAUUGCUUUCCAAUACUUUGAUAAAGACAACAACAGGUUCAUUACCGUUGAAGAACUAGAACAUGGUCUCAAAGAAUAUAACACGCAUGAUGGUAGAGACAUCAACGAGAUAUUAUCAGAAGUUGAUGCAAAUAACACUGAUUGUGAUGGACCCCAUGGCAUGAAUGAUAUGACGUUAAUGACAAUGAAGCUUAAGGAUGGUAAUCAUGAACAUGGUGGCAUGAAAGGAGCCCAAAGCAAGGAAUAA